Molecule: messenger RNA, 1581 nt
Organism: Pseudoliparis swirei
Lineage: Eukaryota; Metazoa; Chordata; Actinopteri; Perciformes; Liparidae
Gene: katnbl1
Product: katanin p80 subunit B-like 1
Exons: 10
Coding region: 232-1038 (268 amino acids)
Cellular component (GO): nucleolus
Molecular function (GO): microtubule binding
Source: RefSeq, a predicted model, not a curated record
AUUUGAAUGGUGUGACUCCCCAACGCUAGCGGGACCGACACAGAGCAGAGUGCUCCUGGGCUGGACCCGUUUUGGAUUUACACACCCGAGGAGACCCAGUGGGUCUUCACAAAAACACUACAACAGUGUCCGCUGGUGAGCAUGUCUGACAACGGGACGUCUUAGAGAUCAACUCCAAUAAAUCCAUAUGGCUUUCUGCAAUCCUGCCUGCAUUUUUCUCCUGAAAAGAACAUGAAGCAGGUGGAUAUUAUAAAUAAGGAAGAAUUAGAUAAAGAAAGAUUUCAAGUCCAUUACCCAAGCAAAGCCAAGCGAUUGUCAUCUUGCAAGAGGAAGGGUGGUCCAUUGGUGGAGGUGGGCUUAAAGCUGCACUGCAAAACGUCCGAUGUAGGUCGUGCCCAUGAACCCGGCAUGGCCAACAAAGAAAAUGAGCUGAAAUGCAGAGAUGAUGUGCGGGGCAUGCACUACAAUGACCUCUGCGGGAUCCCGAUAAACUCUGCAGAGGCCUCCAAGAUGGCAGAGGCCAGCUCCAAGUACAAGGACUUCACUGAGCUAUCAAAGGACCAUGAAGUCAUGACUCACGUCCUUUUCGGAAGGAACCUGCGACUAAAAGUGGCCCAAACACUAUGGCGAAAAAAUGCCAAUGAAUUGGUGGCCUACCUGAUAAGAAUUGAAGACACAGCGGUGCUGCUCGACUGCUUACCUGUCUUAACAAAUAACCUUCAAACUGAAGCCCCAUGUUUGUCACUUGGCUGCUGCGUUGACCUUAUGCCCCUCGUGAAAGUGAUUCUUGCAAGUAAAUAUGAAGAGAACAUUAUGGUGGCGUUACACUGGGUUCAAUCCGUCAUCAUGAAAUGGCGGCCAGAACUUUCAAAGAAUGAGAAAAGACUGCGGGGCAGUUCUUCAGAAGACAGGAAUAUUGGAGUCAUGAAGCAGAGGCUUAAGGACUUGUGGAAGGAAGGGGGCCGGUUAUGUUCGGUUCCAGGAUCGACAGGAGAACUGGCAAAGGUCAUCGAGUCUUAUCUAUCGCAGCUGCCCUGACAGUUGUCCAUGUGGCUGCCUGGGGAUGUGACCACUACUGCCGGAUCAUGGCUGUGUUUUGAACUGAUAAUGACGCCAGAGAGCGAUGGACUGGUUAUUGUGACACCUUAAACUCCACCCCGUCCCAGGACUGUUCAUAACAAUUCAGACAACUCCCUCCGUUGGAGCUGGAGAUGGGGACGAGAGAGCCACAGCAAAUGACUGCUUCACAUUGAAGUGGACCUUGUGAAGGGGCAUAUUUAGUGGACCUCCAUGAGACUGGGUGAAACGUCGCUGUAUGACGUGCCACGCUCUUCGUCUCUCACUACAUCACUCUUUGCCAUGGAAUGUGAAUGCACUUGUGGAAGUAAUGAAUGCUUGACUGUUUUAAUGUUCUUGGUGCCUGGGUUCUCUGGAAUCAUAAACAUGAAUCUGCAACAGUCUUAAGUUAUGAGAACUCAUCUUGUUUUCACUUUGCCUCUUCAUAUUGUAUUUGACUAUAAUAUAAAUUGUAAAAACAAGUGAUUCUUUUAAUCUUCUUUUAAAUAAAUUUGAUAAAAAUCA